GCAAAAUUAUUUCAACAGGGCGAUACAUCGUGCCACACUAGUUUACAUGUUAAGCAAUGGUUGUAUUACUGCUGUUGCUUACAUCAGAGAUUGGCCUGACCUUAACCUAACAGCAAAUACAUGGUCUAUCAUGAAAAAAAUAACAGAGAGAUGCAAACUCCCUUACCAAAAUGAAAUAAUCGUUUUAAGCUGUGUGUGUCAAAACCUUAGUGAUGACCUCUUACACGAGCUUGUAGACUCAGUCCCGAGAAGGCUGCCAUGACGGCAUCCCCAGAGAGGGCAACACUACCGGACACUAGAAGAUGGGUCACCUUCAGGAGCGUCGUGGCCCGCCUGCUGGUGGUGGCGGCGGUGGUGGUGUCGGGGCAGAAUGACACGCGGCCCAGCUGGCAGGCCCGCUCCCUGGGCACCACUCCUCUCAGGCAUGCCGCCUUCAUGGAGGCUUACUUCUCUGAGGACACGAGUCUGGAAUACGUGGACAGGUGGACGAUAUACGUCUCCACUUUUGAUUCAGUCGGCGGCCUGGAUGAGGUGUACCGCGUGAGGGCGCCUGGACGCUACAUGGACCCUGCGCAAUGGAACGUGGAGCUGAUGGACUUGUCUGCCUACUGGCCCAACAACCCUGACUACCUGCCCAGCUCCGUGGCGGGCGCUGAGGGCGUCAUCUGGACCUCUGGCUUCCUGGUGCCUGGCAAGGGGGACGGGAUGCUGCAGAUGUACGAUACCACGCAGGACUCCGUGCCCCCCGCCGUGGACAUCGCCUCCCUGGAUAAUCAAGAGUGGUCGUAUCACCGCGUCGUGUGGAAGGACAUGGAUCUGGAUGGCGAUCUGGAUGCCCUCACCGCUCGCUUUGACAUGGAUGACCAGGGCGGCAUCAGCAGCGAAUUCCUGUGGCUGGAGAACGAAGGGAACGGAUUUGUGGGUGGUUGGCCUCAGCACCUCCUGGCCAUCAACGGGCCAGAUAUAAGUUUCGCACUGGUAACGCUGACGGCCGGCGGGAGGACCUACAAGGACUGCAUCGUGAUGGGCGAGUUCUUUAACCAAAAGAUGACCAUCUACUGGACCGAGAGUGAGGAUGGAAGCUGGACUGAUACUAGCCUGGUGAAGUCCAGAUUGAUCAGCGAGGACUGUGGGCAGGUGUUUGAUGUCUUGGUGGAUGACUUCAACCGUGACGGAGUGCUGGAGUUCCUUGCUACGGAGUUCAACAAAGACACGGGAAUAGGGCAGGUCACCAUGUACUUCUUCCCAGAUGAUUUCAGGACUGACCCCUUCACCUCCUUCAAGAUCGCAGACAACUUCAUUCCCAACCCGGCGAUAGGUAGCGAGAACAUGUCUCCGGGCUCUCCCAAGGCCUACUACCCCAACGCGGAGUUCGCUGCGGGAGUGGCGGAGGACGGCCUGCCACACAAGCCCUACAUCCUCCUCUCCGGCGACGAUGACGGGAGGAUAUACGUUCUCUUCCCCAACUCUGACCUCCGCGACGACUGGCUCUACGAGAAGCACAUCCUGCUGGACACAGAGAAAACCACUAUAGGCAAGAUGGCUCACGGUGACUUCAAUGGUGACGGCUAUGAGGAGGUUGCAGUGGCUGGCUAUUCAAUCGGUCAGCUGUACCUCUACACCUACGCUCCCUAGAACCUCUCACUCUACACCUACGCUCCCUAGAACCUCUCACUCUACACCUACGCUCCCUAGAACCUCUCACUCUACACCUACGCUCCCUAGAACCUCUCACUCUACACCUACGCUCC
Messenger RNA from Eriocheir sinensis (Chinese mitten crab), 1751 nucleotides. RefSeq lists its product as uncharacterized. The transcript has 11 exons. NCBI's taxonomy places the organism in Eukaryota, Metazoa, Arthropoda, Malacostraca, Decapoda, Varunidae. Bases 259 to 1635 code for a protein of 458 amino acids. The record is from RefSeq and is a predicted model, not a curated record.